Molecule: messenger RNA, 8316 nt
Organism: Carassius gibelio (silver crucian carp)
Lineage: Eukaryota; Metazoa; Chordata; Actinopteri; Cypriniformes; Cyprinidae
Product: microtubule-associated protein 4
Exons: 18
Coding region: 183-3905 (1240 amino acids)
Biological process (GO): neuron projection development; microtubule cytoskeleton organization
Cellular component (GO): neuron projection
Molecular function (GO): microtubule binding
Source: RefSeq, a predicted model, not a curated record
GCGCCGUGAUUGGAUGACAUGGCUGUCCGUCUGCCGUUUCUGCCCUACGAUUGGCUGAGAGUGUCAGAGGGCGGGGACGUGUGUGUGCGGUCAGUGAAGAGCGCAGGGCGGAUCAGCGUGAGGCCGCGACACCGACACACGCGCGAAAAACUCUCUGAAAUCAACGGAAACGAGUAAGAGUCAUGGCGGAUCUGAGCUUGACCGACGCUCUGACCGACAGCGUUCCUCAGCCUGACCUGGAGAAGAUGGUGGAGAGGGAUUUUAUGGCCACGCUGGAGGCCGAGACCUUCGACGAUCAGGUCGGAGAGACGGUUGACAAGACCAACUUCGUCCCACUGCUGGACAAUGACGGGAAGGAUCCGAGUACAGUACAGCAGGAAGUCCAAGGGGCUCAAAACCCUGGCGCCGUGAAUCCACUGAUGCCACAGAAAGAGACGUCUCUUCAGAGCGAGCAGCAGACGUUUGGGACACACUUACUCUCAGACUCAGCGUCUGGUUUUCCUGAUCAGUGGAGCUCACAGUCCAGCGCUCCGCAGAUGAUGGACAGCAGCCCGAUCGCAGCCUUCACAGGUUUGUCUGAGCCCAGUGUAAAUUCGGAGGUGAUCAAAGGUGCUGCUCCUUUCCAGACGGAAAGACCGUCUGGUUUGACCGUAGUGCAUGAGAAACCUAUGAGUCCAGCUGCUCAAGCCACCGAACCCCCCAAAAUACCAGCUGAACCCCUGGGAGCCACGACACCCAAGAGCCCACGGGACACAUCUGCAGGUGUCUUUGGUGACCGCUGGUCCGAUGAGGCCGGCAUUCCAUCUGACCUGCCCUUCACGCCCAGCGUUUCCACCGUUAUCAGUCGCCAUGCCGGUCCUUUAGUAGAGAGCAGCCCACAUGUCACGGCCGACCCUCAGUGGUCCCCGAGAGAUAGCGGGGCAGGAGAUGCAGAGGAAAGGGAAGGUGAAGGAUCUGACCGUAAGAAGGAGAAGAAGAAGAAAAAGCGGAGGCCCAGGGACGAGGUGUACGACUUCCCCACGGACGUGCAGGGCGAAAGUGCUUUAUCUGACAGCCCCCACCAGCAAUCCCCACGCAAGGAACGGGACCGAGACGGAGGGUGGGAAGAUGGCGGUCACUUUGGUGGGAGAGUCAAGAAGCCAAAAAGCCGUAAGAAGAUUCCCGAGGAAUGGGCGAUCCAUGCAGAGCCCUUUGUCCCUGCUUCGGCUUGCAUGCCACAGGAUUUCGCAACUGAUUUCUCCCAAUCACCCGUUGAAGUUGACAGCGGACUUGUGUCGCUUCCUGAAGACUUCACCGAUGAGAAUCUCAUUCCUAUGUCUCUUACCCAAGAUCUUCUAUCCCUCACGGCCACUUCCCCUCCAUCCUCAACACAUCUUGAACCUGCAAUGCCCUCUCCGAAGUCUCCCGGACGAGCCCCCGAUUUAUCCCCCCAGCACCCCUUGUCCAUGUCUUCUGGAUUCCAAGAUAUCCUCGUGGAAACACAAGAUUCUCUUGCUUGCAAUCUCAGCGACACUCAGCCGUUCGUCUCUCCUGGUGCGACCUUUGAGGAAGCAAUCUUUGGACAAGAUCAAACCUACACCACCCAAGAUUCAGCAUUAAAGGAACCCCAGGCGUCCACCCCUGGAAGCACUUGUUUUGUACCCCCAAUGGAAGCACUGAUCUCGGCACCGCCGUUUUCUCCAUCUGGACCUGCGUGGUCUCUUAAUAACCACAGUCAACCCUUUGAUCUUGAAGGCGUUGCCUUUGAGACCCCGGUUCCUGCACCUCUGCCUUCGCCCAAGAGCAAAGUCCCAAAGGAACCCAAAUCCAAACAAGGCAAGAAGCCCGGCUCAUCCUCAUCAAAGAGUCCAACCUCCCCUGAAGCGAAGUUGCCAUCUCCCCAGAAUUCCGGACUAAAUCCGGCCGCUCCACCGUUCUUCCCUAGUUUUGCAGAACCUCGGGAGCUCAAAGCAGGAGCGAUCUUCACUUUGGAAGAAAACUCUGAGAAGAACAAGCCGGAGGUGAACAAAAUAAACACCGUCCAGAAGUUCGAUGACUUUAAUGUUGUCACCAAGACGGACAAAGAUCAGAAAAUGGAAACGGUGGAGGAGAAAGACCAAACGGUCCACACAACCAAAGGAGAAAACACUGAAGACAAAAUCAAAGACGUGGAUGUGGCUAAAUCAGAGAAGGAGGACAAGGAUGAAAUAGCACACAAAGUAGAAACGCCAGUGAAGGUUGAGAAAGAUACUAAAGAUGAGACUGAAAAGGCUGAUAAGAUCACCGAUAAAAUCGAGACGGCAGCAAAGAUCGAUUCCUCUCCAAAGAUGGAGAAAGAGAAGAUGGAGCCGGUGGAAACGAUCGAGCUGAAGACUGAAAAAGAAGUGAAAGUAGAGAAGAACAAAGAGGAAACGAAAGUCGAGGAGAACAAAUCCGAUCUGAAAGUAGAUGAACAGAAGAACAAAGAAGAACCGGCGAAGGAAGUGGAGAAGGAGAAAGCAGAACAGAAGACCGAACAAGACGAGAUCGAAAAGGAGAAAGUAGAACAGAAAACAGAAAAGACCGAGCCGGCUGACAAGAAACCUGCCAAAGCUGAGAAGGACGAGAAAGCCAAAAAAGCAGCUGCUAAACCCAAGUCUGCGGUGAGCAACGGUGCUCCUGGAAAAGACCUGACGAGUCCUGAGAAGAAGAGCAAGCCUGUCGCCGGUGCAACCAAACUUAGCUCCGCCAAGCCCCGGCCGAGCUCCGCCUCCAGCGCUACAGCCCCGCCCAAGCGCUCCACCCCUACCUCAACCACCAGUGCACCCGCCCCCCUCAGACAAAAAGCCCCAGUGCCCAAAGCUCCUGCCCCAGCCGCUGGCACCAAACGGCCCUCCACAGCCCCCACACGACCCUCCACAGCGUCCAGCACAGUCACCAGAGAGGUCAAGCCCAAGACGGUCACAGAGAAACGGCCGUCUGUGCCAAAGACUGCUGUGGCUCCGGCUCGACCUGCUGCAGACAAACCUGCGAGCGCAGCACGCCCCGCCGCCAGCGCUCCUGUCGCACGACGCCCCGUUGCAAAGACUGAGAGCAAACCAGGAGAUGAAAAGAAACCAAGCACACUGAAAACUACAGAUGCGUCCCGCUCUAAACCUGCUCCUCUCAAAGCCUCCACCACUACAAGCAGCAGCAGCAUCUCCGCUCGCCCGCGCUCCACCAAAACACCCGUCUCCAGCAGCACUACAGCCGCCGCUGGGCCUGAGAAGAAGCCUGCGGUCCCCCGCGCUCCUCGACCCGCCUCCAGCUCCACCUCCAGCACCAGCGCAUUGACUCGCAGCACAGCGCGGCCCAGCUCCGGCUCCACACCGGCACCCGACACCAAAAACAUCCGCUCCAAGAUCGGCUCCACAGACAACAUCAAGCACCAGCCGGGAGGAGGGAAGGUGUCAGUGUCUCAGAGCUCGCCCUCCAAAGAGACCAGCCAGGUCAAAGUUCAGAUAGUCUCCAAAAAACUGGACUACAGUCACGUGACUUCUCGCUUGGGCUCCAAGGACAAUAUCAAACAUGUUCCUGGAGGAGGGAACGUGCAGAUUCUCAACAAGAAGGUUGACCUGAGUAAAGUGGCCUCGAAGUGUGGCUCCAAGGCCAACAUCAAACACAAACCAGGUGGAGGCGAAGUCAAGAUCGAGAGCCGUAAGGUCAACUUUAAGGAUAAAGCUCAGCCCAAGGUGGGCUCGAUGGAUAAUGUCAAUCACGAGCCCGGAGGAGGGAAAGUUAAGGCUGAGGGGGCCCAGGAGACUGCUGGGGGCAGCGGGGCUCCCUCUAGUGGUGUCUCAGUGGGCCCUGCCCAGGAGAAUGGGCUGAAGGAGGGCGCCCCCUGCAGGAGUGAGGAGCUCCGGGACCCACAGGGUCUGGACUCACUCAUCCCUGAAACAAGCAUCUAACUCGACUUUUUGCUAUCACUCUGUCCUCCUCAUUUCCCCCCCGACCGCUUCCUCUCCUCCCCUUCUUUAUGUCCUGUCCUCCUCUGUCCUGUCUCUCUCUCUCUCUCUCUCUCUCUCUCUCUCAACACUCUCUGAUGUAGAUUGAGUCUUUCAAGCUAAAUUUCCGCGAGAACGCCCGCUCUCGCACGGACCACGGCGCUGACAUCAUCACCUGGCCCGUUUCGGGCGACCGUCACCUUCUCCGCAGCAGCGUCUCACUCAACGACUCCCUCUCGACCGCCGGCAUCCCUCGCUCUCUCACCGUCCCGGUCCUCUCAUCCUCCCAGGAGCCAGGGGGCGACGUCGGCUCGCUCACCGAACUCCGGACGUGAUUCCUGUCUUCUCAUUGGUCCUCUGCUCUCUAAACCCCGCCUCCUUCCAUUGCUAAGACUCACAUGAUUGGUGUGCUCUCUGUUGGCGAGGCUGUACAGACUACAGUCAUCAGGAUGUGCAAAAAAUGCUCAUAGUUAAAAGUGUCUGGGUGUGUAAUCUGUAACACUCACGCUACUCAUCGCUAGCCGUCAGCACACCUGCGACAUCAUUUGUGGUAGAGCAUGAAUCUAGUAUUCCUCAUCAAACCUGCACAUGCCCAUCUGAUCACCACUUACAAACACCUCUGGAUCCAUCUGGACAUCAUCUCUCGCUGCCUUCAAGUCCUCAUGGGAAGUUUGUGCUUACGAGUUAUUAACCAUGCGAUCGUGUCAUAUGAAAAAUCUCUUUCUGACAAAAUCCAGCUUUUUUUUUUGUGCCAAAACAACUUAAUUUAGAGCAAGAAAUGUGCAUUAAAGGGUUAGUUCACCCAAAAAUGAAAAUUCUGUCAUUAAUUAUUCACCCUCAUGUCGUUUCAAACCCGUAAGAUCUUUGUUCAUCUUCAGAACACAGAUAAAGAUAUUCUCGAUGAAAUCCGAGAGCUUUAUGAUUAGGAUUUUUUAUUAAUUUUUUUUUCACUCAGAAAUUGCUAGUAAGUUUCACAAUUACAUUCAAAACAAUAAUUAACAUGCAAAAGAUAAUUUAUUAUUAUUAUUUUUUUUUGUUUUAUUUUAACAGUUUUAUUUACUACCACAAAACAUAUUUUUUAAAGUUGCAUCUUUAAAAAAACAUAAUGCAACAUUAAAUGUAUUCAGCAUGUAAAAUAAUUCAAAUAAAAAGCAAUUCUGCAGUUGUUUUUUAAUUUUCAAGGUCAUGCCAUGAUAUCUUUUAUUAGUUGUUUGUCUUGUUUUGUGCCUAACCAAGUAUUUUCUGUAACAUAAACACUUAAAAUGGCUAACAGCUUUAACUUGGACAGUCUCCCUACAUGAGCUGCUAGAUUUUGUCGGCGCUCAUCUCGUAAGCACAAUCGUUCCCGCUCGAUUUGAAAGCAGCUUCAUUCAUUCAUUAUACAGGGCUGUCAUCACCUCACCUUUGACCCCCAGUAGAGCUGACUUUAAAGCACAUAGGCUUUCUGACUCUCUCUAAAACUAUUCGUGAUGGUGUGUUUGAGUGAAUACUGUAGCAUUGAACUGUGUUGUUAAACGCUUUCUUUUAACUCUUCGUUUUAUUUUCGUGACCAGCGGAUGUUUCCUUUUCCUCGUUAUUGUAAAGCAAUAUGACGUCUCCUACAAUGCCUAUAAGACAUAAAAUCUCCUCGCAAACGCACAGCAAACAGCGCUCAUAGUGUCAAACGCAGCUCCAGACGGCUUUGUGAACGUGAAGAGGGUCUGAGGCGGACGUUGUGGAAAAAGAAGUGCGCUUGUAGUGUAACUCAAAUCUAUAUUUAAUAAAUGCUGAAAUAAAAGCCCACUUAAGUGUAAAGUAUGCUUUCAUAACAACACUCUUUGCUGUAAUGUGUAAGUCAUUAUUUUAAUAAUCUUUAAAGAAGUACACUUAUUUUGAUGUGCUGACUAACAAACUAAAGCACAUGUAAAAUACUCGAUUAUUAACAUUUGAUUUAAUCGUUACGUGUUUUGCGAUAUUUAGGUUUAAUUUAUUUUACUCAAAUGCAACUUCAUUACAAAUGUGUAAUUAAAAAUGUAUUUAAAUGCAUGACAUAUAACUUUCAAUAGACAUGACAUUAAACUAUUUUUUUUUUGUUUUGCAUACGUUUAACCAUCAAAGACAAAAAAAUAUGAAAUUGCGUAAUGAUGUAAUUAAUUUCUACUUAAGUAUGUCAAAAAAACAUUAAGUUUAGCUUAUUGCAUUUAAUAGAAAUUUAAAUCAUAAUACAACAUGCAAUUAAGUGUCUGAAAACAUAACAUUCAAUUGACACUGCAUAAGUGUAAAAUGUCCUUAAUCGUCUUUUUAAAAGUACGCUUAAGUGUGCUUCUUUUUCUGAAGGUGAAGGAAGUAGAUGCUGACUUGAUGCACGAGGGGUUUCUGUUAGCAUUGAACGGUUGAUGCUUUGGCAUCAUGUAGAGUAGGUACAGUAUGUUUUUAAUAUGGAAGUGAGGAUAGAGUUUGUGCCUGGCACCGAUCGCAUCCAGCCUUUGGAGGGACGCAGAGACAGAAUGUCACAGCCUGAAACCUUUUACGUACUUUUAACAAUUGCUUAAUGAGAAACCAGUGAAAUUGUGAGUGAGUCUGGUGGUGGUUUGCAUUCUUCUCUUAUUGCAUAGAUAUCUGCAGGUCUUUAUUAAGAGCAAAAGCUUGGUAUUAUAGCGUGAUCAUGUGAGUGGAAAGGUUUUAACGGUGGAGCCUGUAGCUUAUUUCUCUCGUAGCAUUUUCUGUUAUACGGUAGUUUAUCUUCAGAUAGCCUUUUUGAGGUCGCACAGAAUCACACGCUUGACAUGUAGCUGCUUGGUUUAGUGUCCUUUCGGUGUAAUAAUGAGGUAAGAGGACGUGGCCGUUCUCUUUUUGUUAUUUUCUGCAAUAGCUGUGGGCGGUACGGGGGUCUGACAGACAUUUUUUAGCGCGCUUUUCUUUUUACGAGUAUGACAAUUACGGUUGCAUCUAUUGCUUAUUCCCAUCAGACCUCUUUAAUCCCAGAACAUGCAAAGCAAUAAGACUUGUCAGUGUGACAGAGCACGGAUUUGGACUUUUAGAAACCUACAUCGUGAACGACAGCGAAACGCAUUCAGAUCACGAAAUAUUACCCGAUUGAUUGUCAAUGCAUGUCCUUGUUAGAAAAUCCAGUUUUGGAGAGGAAUCAAGUUUUAGAUGACAAAUACAAGUAGAACUUCAUCGUGUAUUCACAUUUUAAAGAUUAUUUUAAUAAUCCACCUAUAUGAAUUGUUGGAAAAUGCCAAAAAAUGGUUGCAUGAAUUUACGAAUUGAUGAUUUUUGGGGGCAAUAACAAUUAUUAUUUAUAGUCUUUUUUUUUUUUUUUCAGGAAAUGAGAAGUGUAUAAAUAUUAAGCUAAGCUAAAAUCUGAAGUUUUCUUUGUUGUUGUUGUUUGUUUAUGGUAUUAAUGUUUGUUAUGAAACGGUCACAUUUGAAUCGGUUCCCUGUCUCUGAAUGAACUGAGAAACAAUCAUAUAUAGCCUCUUUACAUGUAUUUACAGUUAUUUCCCAAUGGAUUUACUACUGUCUCUGCGAAUGCAUUUAAUAUUGGCAUAACAAAGAGAUCUGCAUUGAUCAAAGAAGCUGAGGGCUGAUAUUAUGCACCUUUAACGGCUAUUAUUAAUAUUAUAAUUGUCAUUUUGGCACUGCAUUUUUAUUCAAUGGAAAAGGCAGAGAACAAAUGUAUUUGAACUACAUUAAAGCACAUGUUUUCGGCCGCCGUGUGUUUAAUAUUGUGGCGAGCUUGGUAGCACUUAUAUGUCCAGAUGAUGCCAGGUGGGUCACGUCCAGAUGGGGAUUGAUAUCUAGCCCAUGUCCUCUAAACGUCUUCAAAUAACCCUUUAUGUUUCUAUGAAUCUUAGUCUUACAAGAAAAAGAUACUCUGUAUAACACUGUCAUACUAAAAUGGGGGGAUUGCAUUGAAUGUGUUUCAAUUGCACAGAUUUUAUUGUGCUAUAAAGGACCAGGGCAUCCUGUUGAAGCAUGGAGAGGAGAGGUCCAAUUAUUGUUAUUAUUAAUAUUAUUAUGCUUAUGAUUUUGUUUAGUUUUUCUUUUUUGGGAGUAAUGUUGCCCUGGAACCUUAAUAAAGAUGUACAACCCUAAAGUAACAUGGAAAAUAAAGAAACGUGACAUUAAUGUGCAGUAGAUUGGGUUUCUCAAAUGCAGUAAGAAGCUCUAUAAGGUGACAUGAAUAGAACAUGAAUAGAACAUUCAGGCUUUUUGCCAGACUCUUCAUUUGCAAGGUUUUUGUCGGUUUGGUUUUAUCUUUUGGGUUUUUUUUUUCAUGAAAAUUGAAUUUCAUUAUUUUAUUUGUUUUGAUUUGAAUGAGGUGUUUAUUGUGGUUAAUUGUUAACUAUGAUGUGAUUAUUAAACAUUAAAUAAAAUAAAGUUUAAAACA